This is a messenger RNA of Odontomachus brunneus, 1189 nucleotides long. Its product is annotated as THAP domain-containing protein 2-like. NCBI's taxonomy places the organism in Eukaryota, Metazoa, Arthropoda, Insecta, Hymenoptera, Formicidae. The record is from RefSeq and is a predicted model, not a curated record. Gene Ontology annotation, molecular function: sequence-specific DNA binding. The transcript is spliced from 5 exons. Bases 68 to 580 code for a protein of 170 amino acids.
CGUGGUCAAUCGGAUCCCACUCGAUGAAAGGUCCUUAUGGAUAGGACUAUGUAUUUCGUAGUAGAGAAUGCCGGAUUGUUACGCGAAAUAUUGUAAAAGCCGGAGAACCGAGAAGCGGAAAAAUAAAAUACAACUAGAAUGGGAACGUAAAAAUGGUACAAGACUAUCAUUUCACAGGAUACCUAAAGAUUCAAAAAAACGUAAAAAGUGGCUCGAUACGAUGGAGUUGAGUAAUAGGGAUAUACCAGAAAUUGCAUACAUCUGCUCCUUACAUUUUAAAGAAAGUGAUUUGGACAGGACAUCGCUUUCUUCUAUCAGAAUCAGGCCUGGAGCUGUCCCAUUUGUAUAUACAGACAAAAUUAAGCAAUAUCAGGGAUAUUUAAAUGUAAAUAAUGAUGAGCCACCUGUAAAACAGGAAAAACUGAUUAAAACAGAUUUGCUAGGAGAAAUAGAGAAUUCCAUGGAAAUUGAAGAAAUAUGUGAACACAAAGAAAAAUGUUUACUAAAAGUAGAGAAUCCCAUAGAAAUUCAAGAAAUAUGCGAAAAUGCAGAAAACAAUAGAUAUGAACUCAUUUACUGACAUAGAAAUUAAUUCUUUUUGAACUGUCUGUGCUAUCAGGGUAAAACAAUCCAGGUAGCAAGAUGAAAUCUAAAUAUAGAUAAAGACGUCUCAGUCCCAUAUUCAUAGUCAGGCCAUAAGGCCUGAUAUAAAUUUAAAGGCCUAAAUAUAAAUUUAAAGCCUUCUUCAGUUUAUCUUCAGAUAUUCUGUAAGCAAUAAAAUGAUCUGUAGAGCAUCUGAAGAUGAAUUAAAGGAUGCCUAUAUAUAAGGCCUGACUAUGAAUAUGGACAUUAAUGACGUAUUAUUGACGUCUUAAUGACAUAGUAAAAUGUCUGGGACAUGCUUAUAUGGAAAAAUAUAUUUACAUCGACGUGAGUAAUACUUUUAUUAUGUUUAUUUAAUAAGCAACAAUUCCGUUUAGUUUCAUCUAAACAGAAUCAUCUGUUUCAUCUGUUUAUCUACUUCGCAAUUUAUACAGUUUCCCAACAAGGAUUUAGUACACCACCUAGAUCUAUUAAUCAAGAAACAGUUGUUUCGCCAUACCUAUCAGAAAAUACACCACGGAAACAAAUGUUAAGAAAUGCGCUAAUGCAUAUGAAGAAAGAAUUCCGAAAGAAACUUCAAAUUGUU